This is a messenger RNA of Caenorhabditis remanei, 1434 nucleotides long. RefSeq lists its product as uncharacterized. The transcript has 9 exons. Bases 1 to 1434 code for a protein of 477 amino acids. The record is from RefSeq and is a predicted model, not a curated record. Gene Ontology annotation, molecular function: phosphatidylinositol binding. Gene Ontology annotation, biological process: phagosome-lysosome fusion involved in apoptotic cell clearance. NCBI's taxonomy places the organism in Eukaryota, Metazoa, Nematoda, Chromadorea, Rhabditida, Rhabditidae.
AUGCUUGGCGAGGAAGUUUUCGCGAAUCCGUUGCAACCGGAGACAUCAGAAGUCGAAAUCUCGUUGAACGAUGAGAAAGAAGACGUCGAUGAGACGUUCCGUACCGCCCGUACCAAUAUUACGGGCGACACGUUGCAAAAUGAGGGGGCGGAGCCUCCUGUUGUAGAAGACACGUCAUCGAGUAGCAACGUGGCAGCAGAAGAGACGUACUCGUCGUUGAUCGAGAAUCGGAAUCAUCGAACCGAGGAAAUCAACAUCGAUAUGGACUCGGCCGACUCGAUUUUUGUGGAUAUCUCGGAUGCGUUGAGUGAGAGGGAUAAGGUCAAAUACACAGUUCACACUCGAACCCGCCUCCAAGACAUGCGUCCAGAGACUGCGGUGGUUCGAGAGCACGAAGAAUUCCUGUGGCUCCACGGAACACUCGAAGAGAACGAAGCUUAUGCUGGAUUCAUUAUUCCUCCUGCACCUCCAAAACCGAAUUUCGACUCGUCUCGUGAGAAAUUGCAAAAACUCGGAGAAGGCGAGGCGACGAUGACGAAAGAGGAGUUUUUGAAGAUGAAACAUGAUCUGGAACAAGACUAUUUGGCACAAUUCAAGAAGACUGUCGCAAUGCAUGAGGUGUUCUUGCAGAGAGUCGCCGCUCAUCCCGUAUUCAAGAACGAUCAGAAUUUCAGAAUCUUUUUGCAGUAUGAGAAUGAGCUCUCCGUGCGUGGAAAAAACAAGAAGGAGCAAGUCGAAUCGUUCUGGAAGCGAUUCACUCAAUCCGCCGACGAAGUUCUUCUCUCCGGUCAAAAAGAUGUCGACGAGUUUUUUGAAAAGGAGAAAAACUAUAUGGUUGAAUACAAUAUUCAUAUCAAGGAGGCCGCUGCGAAAGCCGAGAAAUUGAAUGCGGCGAGGAAGAACGUCGUCGUGUCGUUCUCGAAGAUUGGCGACUGUUUCGAACGGAUUGCUCGCGGAGAGCCGAAUAAGCAGCUGGCGAGAACGUUUGCUCAGGGAGCCGAUGCGAUGAUGAAGCUGAAAAAGGUUGAAUCUCGUGCAUCGAACGACGAAGAGCUGAAAUUGAGUGACACUUUGAAUUAUUUCACUCGUGACACCCAGGCGGCCAAAGACCUUUUGUAUCGACGAAUGAGAUGUCUGGCGAACUACGAGGCGGCGAACAAGAAUUUGGAGAGGGCGAGAGCCAAGAAUCGAGAGAUUCAGAAGGCAGAAGCAGAACAAGCGGAAGCGUGUAAAAAGUUUGAAGAGAUCACCGGAUUGGCGAAGACGGAGCUGAAAGAUCUGAAAGUGAGACGAGUUCAGGCGUUCAAGAAGAAUUUGAUCGAUUUGGCCGAGUUGGAGAAGAAACACACGAAGGUUCGACAGGGAAAUAUGAUUUACGGCUUGAAAAUCAAGUUUUUAGAGCUCAAAAACUCAAUUUUGAGGGGAAAAUCAUGA